Herpailurus yagouaroundi (jaguarundi) is the source of this 1153-nucleotide messenger RNA. It is a transcript of the gene RAB4B, whose product is annotated as RAB4B, member RAS oncogene family. The transcript is spliced from 8 exons. The record is from RefSeq and is a predicted model, not a curated record. Gene Ontology annotation, biological process: Rab protein signal transduction. Gene Ontology annotation, molecular function: GTPase activity; GTP binding. Lineage: Eukaryota; Metazoa; Chordata; Mammalia; Carnivora; Felidae. The coding region runs from base 115 to 756 and encodes 213 amino acids.
CGGCCCCGGGAGUAGGAAGGAGCCGGGGCUGCAGCCGGAGUGGAGCGGCUGCCAGCCGAGGAGCAGGCGCGGCCGCGGCGCCAUAUUGCGGCCCCAAGCGGCCGCGACCGAGUCAUGGCCGAGACCUACGACUUCCUCUUCAAAUUCCUGGUGAUUGGCAGCGCAGGAACUGGAAAAUCAUGUCUCCUUCAUCAGUUCAUUGAGAAUAAGUUCAAACAGGACUCCAACCACACAAUUGGCGUGGAGUUUGGAUCUCGCGUGGUCAACGUGGGUGGAAAGACUGUGAAGCUACAGAUUUGGGACACAGCCGGCCAGGAGCGGUUUCGGUCGGUGACACGGAGUUAUUACCGAGGCGCGGCUGGAGCUCUGCUGGUGUAUGACAUCACCAGCCGGGAGACCUACAACUCACUGGCUGCCUGGCUGACGGAUGCCCGCACGCUGGCCAGCCCCAACAUCGUGGUCAUCCUCUGUGGCAACAAAAAGGACCUGGACCCGGAGCGUGAGGUCACUUUCCUGGAGGCCUCCCGCUUUGCCCAGGAGAACGAGCUAAUGUUCCUGGAGACUAGUGCCCUCACGGGUGAGAACGUGGAGGAGGCUUUCCUGAAGUGUGCCCGCACCAUCCUGAACAAGAUCGACUCAGGUGAGCUCGACCCCGAGAGGAUGGGCUCAGGCAUUCAGUAUGGGGACGCAUCCCUCCGCCAGCUGCGGCAGCCUCGGAGUGCCCAGGCCGUGGCCCCUCAGCCCUGUGGCUGCUGAGACGUCCGGAGCCAGCUCACCUGUUCUCCAGGACCAGCCCUGCCCUCUGGCUGGGGCCUAGCCCCAGGCCCUGGGAGGCAGAGCCCCUCACCUGUCCUGGCCCCAGAGAAGCUGCCCCGCCAUCUAUCCCCCUUCCCUGGCCUGGUGGGGCCUGGCUGAGGGGCAAGACUGAGCCACGGGGGAAGGGGGAAUCCGUACCUGCUGCUGCUUCCUCUGUCUUGGCUAACCCCUGUCCCCCCUGAAACCCUAACCAUACUCUAAGAGUUCCCAAAGCCUGAGACCAGGGCAAUUGGCCCCAGCUCCCCGCCUGGCCCUGCCAUUGCGAGUAUGUGUUAUUUAUUGCCUGGAGGCCUGUUCAGUCCCUACUCCACCUCCAUAAAGCAUUGUUUACACCUGC